UGAUUAUGUGACUUUUUAUUUGCGCCUGGAGAAACCUUGUUUAGUUGGUCAUGACAGCCAUGCUUUUCUGCAAUUAGCAAUGGGCAUGUGAGGUGUUUGUGAAGAAUAAAUUUCAAAUUUAUAUGUAAAAAUAAUCAUGGUUUCAAGAACUACAGUUGGACUUGCUGUAGGAGUUGUUAGUAUUUUCGUUGGAUAUUGCUUUUAUUUUGACCAAAAGCGUCGAAGUGACCCUGACUUUAAGAAGAAACUUCGCGAGCGAAGGAAAGCCAGAAAAGAAGCCCAAAAAGCUGGUUCUAAAAUACCAAACCUCAAAGAUCAUGAUGUGGUUCAAAAGUUUUUCGUUCAAGAGGUAGAGUUGGGCGAGGAAAUGUUGGCUUCAGGUGAUGUUGAAGGCGGUAUUGAGCAUUUAGCAAAUGCAGUAGCGGUGUGUGGUCAACCCCACCAUCUUCUACAAGUUCUUCAAAAGACACUUCCUCCACCAAUUUUCCACCUCCUUUUGCAGCGACUGCCAACGGUUGGACAAAGACUCAAUCCACAAGGCGUGAUGGCAGAGGAAGAUGUUGAAUAAACAUCUUAAAAAAAGAUGUUGGCAUUUUUAUACCAGAAACAGCGAUUGUAAACAUCUUUGUUAACGUGUGCAUUGAGUAGUAUAACACUGAUUUCUUCCUUUUUAGAUGACUCAAUUUGAUAAAAUGACUCGUUUAUUAUUUACAAUUUAUUUUUUUAAUAUCUCCUAAAUCGUUAAUUCAAAUUCUACAAAUCUCAAAUAUUCCAAAGAUUGUCCAGUCUUGUUAGUCGUACAUAUAAUGUUGAAAGAUAAAAGAACUUUGCUAAAUUCCAAAAGAGUUAAUGAUUAGACAUUUUUUAUUACUUGCAUCAUCAACGUGACUUUCUGUAAAUUUCUUUUUCUCGACAAGUUACACUGUACAUAUAAAAUAUGAAUAUUAAAGAUUGUAAAUUGACUAACA
Messenger RNA from Leptopilina heterotoma, 968 nucleotides. It is a transcript of the gene Tom20, whose product is annotated as mitochondrial import receptor subunit TOM20 homolog. The record is from RefSeq and is a predicted model, not a curated record. Gene Ontology annotation, cellular component: mitochondrial outer membrane translocase complex; mitochondrial outer membrane. Gene Ontology annotation, biological process: protein targeting; tRNA import into mitochondrion; protein import into mitochondrial matrix. Lineage: Eukaryota; Metazoa; Arthropoda; Insecta; Hymenoptera; Figitidae. The transcript is spliced from 4 exons. Gene Ontology annotation, molecular function: transmembrane protein transporter activity. The coding region runs from base 137 to 568 and encodes 143 amino acids.